Messenger RNA from Olea europaea var. sylvestris, 1242 nucleotides. Its product is annotated as protein GID8 homolog. Gene Ontology annotation, cellular component: nucleus; cytoplasm. The coding region runs from base 111 to 746 and encodes 211 amino acids. The transcript is spliced from 6 exons. Gene Ontology annotation, biological process: proteasome-mediated ubiquitin-dependent protein catabolic process. Lineage: Eukaryota; Viridiplantae; Streptophyta; Magnoliopsida; Lamiales; Oleaceae. The record is from RefSeq and is a predicted model, not a curated record. Gene Ontology annotation, molecular function: protein binding.
GUUGUGCAAACUGUAGUCCACUUCAUUCAUUUUUAACAAAACAAGUUGUGAAUUUAACACUGACGUCAUAGUUCUUGCCUGUCAUUGGGGAGCUCGCUGAAAUUCAAUCCAUGGGUAUCAAGAAAGUUAUAACCAAGGAAGACUGGGAAGAAAGACUCGACUACGUAAAAGUUAGAAAAGAGGACAUGAAUAGACUGGUGAUGAAUUUUCUAUUCACCGAGGGUUACGUGGAGGCUGCCGAAAGUUUCAGAUUGGAAUCUUGGACAGCGCCGGAUAUAGAUCUUGCAACUAUUGCAGUUCUUAUGGGGGUUAAUAAGGCAGUGCAGUCUGGUCGUGUGGAGGAUGCAAUGGAAAAAGUUAAUGAUUUCAAUCCCGAGAUAUUGGAUACAAAUCCCCAACUAUUUUUCCAUCUCCAACAGCAAAGGUUGAUAGAAUUAAUAAGGAAUGGAAAGGUAUUUGAGGCAUUGGAAUUUGCUCAAAAGGAACUUGCUCCAAUAGGAGAGGAAAAUCAAAGUAUUUUAGAAGAAUUGGAGAGGACUGUUUCGUUGCUUGCUUUUGAAGAUGUUACGAGAUGUCCAGUUGGUGAGCUGCUUGAUGUGUCACAGCGUAUGAAGACUGCCUGUGAGGUGAAUGCAGCCAUCCUUACCAGCCAAAGCCAUGAAAAAGAUCCAAAGCUUCAGAGCAUAUUGAAGAUGCUGAUAUGGGCACAAAAUUGGCUUCACGAAAAGCUGCUUAUCCUCAAAUAAGUGAUUUGUCUACCGCGGCACAUGAAGAUUCUGUUGUUUGAAUACCACAAACUUUACCUCGUUCUUCCAGCUGAAUGUGAUGAUGAAAAGUUCAAAAAACGCUGCACUUUUACGUGGAAGACAGCAUAUGAUUUGUCAUUUAGAUGUGAUGUUUCUAAAUGAAAAUUUGUGCUGUUCAACUCUCCAUUGUUUAAUUCUUGAGAACCAUCAUCAUCAAAGUUGAGGGCAUAAGUUGAGGGAUCAUACUGGGAAAUGAAUUGCUGUUUGGAUCCCUUCUCGAUUACGUUUGUCAUUUUCUUGAAUAGGCUUCUGCGUUGCUUCUUGCUAUAGUUGUGAAUAACUUGAAGUUUUUUUCUUUUUCUUAUGACUUGAAAAUUUUAUAUCUGAAUAUGUGUAGACAACGUAGCCUAAGCUUUCCAGAGGGUACAUGUCACAUGCAUGAAAGUACAAGUAUAUGAAAAAUGCACCAAUAGAGAUUGGUAAUUUGGUUGUUUAA